Messenger RNA from Sclerotinia trifoliorum, 1709 nucleotides. The record is from the annotation of a GenBank genome assembly. Lineage: Eukaryota; Fungi; Ascomycota; Leotiomycetes; Helotiales; Sclerotiniaceae.
UAUUUAUAUUGAUCUUAUUCGAACAGUGCUUGGAGCCUUGAGGCUUUUGCUCAUCCCCAAUCUAACAACUAAUAUAAACCCACUAUACACUCGGUCGGUAUCCUUUGGUGCUCGAUUCAACUGAUAUUCUUCGGCACAAACGACGACAUUGGCAACAUGUCCGAAAUCGCUUCAAACGGAACGAAAAAAAGGAAACUCGCAGCAGACUCUCCUGGAAGAAAUGCUACAAGUGUUAGUCAAGUCUCUCAAUAUGAUGAUAAUGCCCCUCCGGGAAUGGAGUUUGUUCUUGCGGAAUUGUCCAGAUUACGAGAGCAGGUGAUGAAAUUGGAAAAUCAAGCAAGUGUCAAGAGUGAAGCAAACGCACACGAUUCAAAAAAUGGGAGACGAGCUAUUGCCGACCUAACUGGUGAAGAUACAUCACCUCUCGUGAAGUCGGAGCAUGGAUCAAGCGAGCGAUAUGACAGGGAUGACCUUUAUAAUGCGUAAGUCAGUAACUACACUUGUGGAAGCAACAUUGACUUACUAGCUUCUUUAGCACGCCCGUGCCAGAAGUGGUAAACGAUGGCAGGCGAGGACAAAAUACUACCAACGUUGAAGAACAUCUAGCAUCCAGAUCCUCCCCUCGAACACCUGCACUGCUUGCGAUGGACUUUCAAGAGGAUCCGCGACCAAAUGUGACUGAUAUCUCUAUCUGCCUUUACAAUGGGAUGCGAAUGCCUACUAUGGUGAGAAGAUUUCCUGUGAUACAAGAUUUGCAGCUUCCCCUUCAGCCAAACACAAAGUUUCACUAUGAUUUCUUACGCAACAUUUUUGGGGGAAAUCCAGUCGCGGACAAUUGGUACUUGUCAAAUGGUUCGAGAGGAAUCUUCAAUAAUGUCGGUCCUUACGCUUUGUUGAGCCGCGAAUUUGACCCUCUUCUACCUCGUCUUCCUGGUGCACAUGGUGCUCAUAUCACACCAUAUUUAGCGGAGAUUGGGAUAGGUCAAACUUUCCCUCUUUUCAUUCGUGAUAUCGGGGCCUCACAUUUGCGAUAUUAUGGAACAUAUGAAGCCAUGCCAUCUGAUUGUCUCGGUCACAAUGAAAUGCUUGAGCUUCCAGAGCAGGUCAAACGUCAUUGGGCACAGAAGCUCGGGACAGGUUCCGCUAAUGGUUCAAAAGCUGCUUUGGUCGUUCAUGCUCUCAAAGAGAGAUGGCCAGCGGUUCGAGUCGGAUGGUGGGAUGCGAAAAAUGACAGCUAUAUGAAUAAAUAUGACUGGGAAAGCACAGGAAAUAAAGCUGUAACCAGGGCUAUCACUGAAGAAGAGGCUCAGCAUAUCACGGAAGGAGCAAUCAUGACAGCGUUUGAAAGGGUAUGUAUAUCUCCAACAACACGACAUAGCUCGCUAAUAGACUUCUGUAGCAAGAUCUUGAUAAUCCUCCGGGAGUUUCAUUGUGCUAUGAGUACCUCAAAUGUGUCGGGUACGAUUCUGAGAUGUAUCAAGCACUGGUGACCAAGAUGAACGAGCACUGAACAUAUUUAGAGCCUUUAUUGCUGUCCCUGGCCGCUCCUCCUGUUUGGGUGUAGCAAGAUUAACUCUUCAAUCUUUGAAACCAGUCAAAUUUAAUACAAUAGUAUUAAAGGUUAUAGUUGUAUAAUAUAUAGGAUAAGAAAUUAAAUUUCGAGUUAAUAAUAAUAAUAUCUGUAAUCAUACAAAACAAUCAUUUUCAUU